This is a messenger RNA of Drosophila erecta, 1192 nucleotides long. RefSeq names its product mitochondrial pyruvate carrier 1 (gene Mpc1). NCBI's taxonomy places the organism in Eukaryota, Metazoa, Arthropoda, Insecta, Diptera, Drosophilidae. Gene Ontology annotation, cellular component: mitochondrial inner membrane. Gene Ontology annotation, biological process: pyruvate import into mitochondria. The coding region runs from base 343 to 666 and encodes 107 amino acids. The transcript is spliced from 4 exons. The record is from RefSeq and is a predicted model, not a curated record.
UGCGAUAUACCGAUUGUACGGGCUAUCGAUAUCUCCGGCGCGGCAGCGACGCAGCAGAGAAAACUCGUUGUUGCCUUUCGUUUCACUAAUUUUAUAUAACUUUUGGAGUGACAACACGGCCGACACAUAAACAAAACGUAAAUCCUAGCUUGUGAAUAUUUAGGUACACUCUUUCCACACCUGCAACGCGGCCUGCAGUUUUAAAUUCACCGUGUUUAAAUAUCAAGGUAUUCCAGACGGUAAACAAACAACAACGAUAGCAGCUGGCGCAACAACAACAACCUGUGCGCUCCUGAUUAACAUUUCUGGUCGAAUAUUUUCAAUUAGCAAGUCGGUAGCAUCAUGUCGAUCAGAAGAACUAUGUCCACAACAGCCUCGAAAGAGUGGCGGGAUUACUUUAUGAGUACCCACUUUUGGGGCCCUGUGGCGAACUGGGGCAUCCCGGUGGCUGCUCUCGCCGACACACAAAAGAGCCCAAAAUUCAUCUCCGGCAAAAUGACAUUGGCUCUGACCCUGUACUCGUGCAUAUUCAUGCGAUUUGCCUACAAGGUCCAGCCCAGGAAUUGGCUGCUCUUUGCCUGCCACGCCACCAAUGCCACCGCCCAAUCGAUCCAGGGACUUCGCUUCCUCCACUACAAUUACGGGUCUAAGGAGCAGCAGGCGUAAAACCUUUCCCUGAAAUCCACUUCCAUGAGAACGACGCGCGAAGCCACCUCAAAUGUUUACCCAACAGCAGCAGCUAUAACAAUUUACUGCCACCACACGCAACAAACAUCUAGCAAAUUGCACUGCCGCAAUCCCCUUCAAAUCAAAUCCAAGUGGUGGAGUAAUUGCCGUGAAUCACACCCGCACAAUUGGCUGAAUCUCGAAUCGUGUUGUCGUGCCCCACUCGCCGUUUUCGCUGGGGUCAAAUCCCAAAUCCAAUUGAGUCUACCCCAAACUUGUUACUUUGCCUAUUAGUUAAUUCCGUUAGGCAGUUGAUCAAAAUUUUAAGUCGGUGCAAUUCUUAGUUUACGAUCAAAGCAUGCUCUAUGAAUAUGGUUUAAAAUCUAACAAAAUUGUAAAAUUGAAUUAGAAUUAGAAUUCCUGUAAACACUUCCAGCAAUUUUGUUGUAGAAUCCCAAAAAAUGAGGAACGUAGUAAAAUCUUCAAAAAUAUAUGAAGUUUCUUGACUUUAUCAUGUUUAUGGAAA